Pieris brassicae (large cabbage white) is the source of this 1839-nucleotide messenger RNA. Its product is annotated as protein adenylyltransferase SelO, mitochondrial-like. The transcript has 12 exons. NCBI's taxonomy places the organism in Eukaryota, Metazoa, Arthropoda, Insecta, Lepidoptera, Pieridae. The record is from RefSeq and is a predicted model, not a curated record. The coding region runs from base 90 to 1712 and encodes 540 amino acids.
CUCAACUUGUCAAUUAAUAAAUAUUUUUGAGUAGCCACAAAUAAAUUUUUUGUUUCAAUUUUUUUUACUUUUACCUUACUAAUACAACAAUGAAAAUGGAAGGUGAAUCGACGAAAUUCAUGAAAAAUUUAACCGAAUGGAGUUUUAGUCAGUAUCCUAAAUACAUUUUGUUACCAAUUGAUGAAAACUAUGAACAAGUCAAGCCUAAUAUAAAGAAUAUUGUGUAUUCAGAGGUAACACCUCGGCCAUUGGAAAGAAACCUUCGGUUGGUUUGUGUAUCAGAAGAUGCGCUAAACAACAUUUUAAACAUGGAUAUUGAAAUGGCGUCUCGUGAUGAAUUUAUUGACUUAAUAGCAGGAAAGAAAUUACCGUACGGGGCUUUGCCUGUUGCUCACCGUUACGGUGGUCAUCAGUAUGGACUCUGGGUUGGACAAUUAGGAGAUGGACGCGCACACAUUCUAGGAGAAUAUGUAAAUCGUUUAAGUGAACGAUGGCAAAUACAAUUGAAAGGAUCAGGUCAAACCCCAUACUCUCGUACUUACGAUGGAAGAGCAGUCUUACGAUCAGGAAUAAGGGAGAUGAUUGGCGCUGAAGCCUGCUACCACCUUGGUAUACCUACCACUAGGUCUGCAGGCUUAGUUGUAAGUGACGAAACCGUAGUACGAGAUGUGUACUACACAGGUAGUCCAAAACGAGAGAAAGCAGCCGUCUUGCUCAGACUGUCUCCCAGUUGGUUUCGUUUUGGAUCAUUAGAAAUACUUUCUAGAAAUGGCGAAAUACCUGUUUUAAAGCAACUGCUUGACUUUGUUAUAAAGGAGUAUUUUCCUGAUAUACAAUUAACUGAUGAAAACAGGUUUAUUAGAUUAUUUUCCGUAAUCGCUCACAGAACCCUUGCUUUAGCAGCUAAAUGGCAAGGUUUUGGCUUUACCCAUGGCUUAUUAAAUACGGACAACAUGAGCCUUUUAGGCCUGACUAUGGACUAUGGCCCAUUUGGAUUUGUAGACUCUUACGAUGGUGGUUUUGUAGCCAACUGUUCUGAUGGAGAAGGGCGGUAUGCACUAUCUAAACAGCCUGAUGUUGUCGUCUGGAAUGUCGGUCAACUAGCAAAUGCAAUCAAACCUCUCCUGUCUCCAUCUCAGCAGAUUCAUGUAACGCAUAUAUUGAAAACCUUAGACACAUACUGCAAGAACAAAAUUUUGGAAACUUUUUUGAUGAAAAUUGGUAUACGCGAAGAGAGAAGGGGUGAUGAACAGCUGGUUGAGAAACUAUUAGAUAUGAUGCAGCAAACUGGGGCUGAUUUUACGAGUACUUUCAGACAGUUAGCUGAAUUGGAGCCAAACGAAAUGGUGAAUGAAAUAAAGUUAAAUGAAAAGUGGUCCCUUAAACGAUUAUCGAUGCAUGCUUCGUGGGGCUGCUGGCUGGAUCAGUACAGGGAGAGAUUAGAAAAAGAAGCAGUGGACACAAGUUCUUUGGGUGUGUUUGAAGAUGAGCGCCGACGUAGGAUGUUAAGUGUUAACCCAGUCUAUGUUCCAAGGAACUGGAUGAUACAUGAAGCUGUUUUAGAUGCGGAGCGAGAUGACUUUGAAAAAGUAAGAUUUCUGUUAGAAGUGCUAAAAAGACCAUAUGACGUUCAACUUGACGCCGAAGCUAAAGGAUUUUCAGCUCAACCACCACAUUGGGCAUAUGCGUUAAAAAUUAGCUGUUCAAGCUAAUUGAGAUUAGUUUGAUCCAGCAUUAUCAAUUCAAUAAAAUUUUAACUAUUUUAAUUGUACUUGAUUUGUAACGAGAAGUUUGACGAGUAGUGAACGCAUCUUUGUUAUGGAUAUUAAUCUGUGAUCU